This is a messenger RNA of Caenorhabditis elegans, 2418 nucleotides long. It is a transcript of the gene mcm-5, whose product is annotated as DNA replication licensing factor mcm-5. Gene Ontology annotation, cellular component: MCM complex; cytosol; nucleus. Lineage: Eukaryota; Metazoa; Nematoda; Chromadorea; Rhabditida; Rhabditidae. The transcript has 6 exons. Gene Ontology annotation, molecular function: ATP hydrolysis activity; DNA helicase activity; DNA binding. The coding region runs from base 19 to 2298 and encodes 759 amino acids. Gene Ontology annotation, biological process: DNA replication initiation; DNA replication. The record is from RefSeq and is marked reviewed.
UAAUCCACUAACACCAAUAUGUCUAACCUCGACAACCCCGGAAUCUACUAUCAGGAACGAUUCUUUGCGAAUGACGGAGUUCCAGAUACUGGAAGAGAGUUGAUCGCUGAAUAUCGUCAGCUUAUCACUCAAUUCCGCAAUUUUAUCCGUGAUUUUUCCACUGGAGGCUUCGGAAUGAUUUACAGAGAUCAGCUGAAGCGCAACUACUUCAGCCAUGAAUAUCGCCUUGAAAUUAACCUGAAUCAUCUGAAAAAUUUCGACGAGGACAUUGAGAUGAAGCUGAGAAAAUUCCCAGGAAAAGUGCUCCCAGCUCUCGAGGAAGCCGCCAAAAUUGUCGCUGAUGAGAUUACCACGCCAAGACCAAAGGGAGAGGAGAAGCUUCAUGAUAUUCAAGUGACACUGACGCUUGACGAGUAUCCAACCUCACUUCGACAGGUUAAAUCUGCUCAGGUCUCCCAGGUUGUCAAGAUUUCCGGAAUUAUUGUGGCUGCUGCUCAGGUUCGCUCUAAAGCCACUAAAGUAACCCUCCAAUGUCGUCAGUGCAAGCACACAAUUCCAGAUGUUUCGAUCAAGCCAGGACUUGAAGGAUUUGCUCUUCCAAGAACUUGUGCAGCACCACAACAAGGACAAAUGCAGCGAUGCCCAAUAGAUCCAUAUAUUAUGCUGCCCGACAAGUGUGAAUGUGUCGAUUAUCAGACUUUGAAGCUUCAGGAGAAUCCAGAAGACGUUCCACAUGGAGAAAUGCCACGUCAUCUUCAGCUUUUCACGGAGAGAUAUUUGACUGAUAAAGUGGUUCCUGGAAAUCGAGUCACAAUUGUUGGAGUUUAUUCGAUUAAAAAGUUGAUUCAAAAAAAGGGUGGUGACAAAUCUCUUCAAGGAAUUCGUACACCAUAUCUCAGAGUUCUUGGAAUCCACAUGGAAACAUCUGGACCUGGAAGAACCAAUUUCACAACGUUUACACCUGAAGAAGAGAGAAUGUUCAAGACUUUGGCUCAGAGGAAAGAUGCUUAUGAACUUAUCGCUAAAUCGAUUGCUCCAUCAAUCUAUGGAUCCGCUGAUAUCAAGAAAUCGAUUGCUUGUUUGUUGUUCGGAGGUGCUCGUAAGAAGCUUCCAGAUGGAAUUACACGACGUGGAGACAUCAAUGUUCUCUUGCUCGGAGAUCCAGGAACAGCAAAAUCUCAGUUGUUGAAGUUCGUUGAGCAAGUGUCUCCAAUUGGAGUGUACACAUCUGGAAAAGGAUCAUCGGCUGCUGGUCUCACUGCAUCAGUUAUUCGUGAUCCACAAUCACGCUCGUUCAUCAUGGAAGGUGGUGCAAUGGUUCUGGCUGAUGGUGGAGUCGUUUGUAUUGAUGAAUUCGAUAAAAUGCGUGAAGAUGAUCGAGUUGCAAUUCACGAAGCAAUGGAACAACAGACCAUUUCUAUUGCAAAGGCUGGAAUUACAACUACUUUGAAUUCUCGUUGCUCGGUUCUGGCGGCCGCUAAUUCGGUUUACGGAAGAUGGGAUGAGUCGAGAGGAGAUGAUAAUAUCGAUUUUAUGCCAACUAUUCUGUCUCGUUUCGAUAUGAUCUACAUUGUGAAGGAUACUCAUGAUGUUCUCAAAGAUGCUACCCUCGCGAAGCACGUCAUCGAAGUUCAUGUGAAUGCAUCUGCUGCUAAAGAACGUGAUAUUGCAGGAGUCCCAAAAACAGCCACAACUGAUUCAGAUGGUGUGAUGACAAUGUUCGAUACGGAUGGUUUCUUGACUAUCGAGUUCCUCAAGAAAUUCGUCACAUAUGCUCGUUUGAACUGUGGACCACGUCUUACUCCGCAAGCUUCUGAGAAGCUCGUUAAUCACUACGUUAAGAUGAGAAAUCCAGUUGUCAAUGCUGAUGCUUUUAAAUCAGGAAAGAAGGCUCAUAAUUCGGCAAUUCCGAUUACCGUUCGUCAACUCGAAGCCAUUGUUCGUAUUGCUGAAAGUAUUGCAAAGAUGGAGCUUCAGCAGUUUGCCACUGACAAGCACGUCGAGGAAGCGCUCCGUCUGUUCCGUGUUUCAACAAUUGAAGCGGCGGCAACUGGAAAUUUGGCAGGAGUCGAAGGAUUUACUUCAACAGCUGAUCAAGAAGCAUUGAAUCGUAUCGAAGUGCAAAUGAAGAAGAGAUUCGCAAUCGGUACACACGUUUCUGAGCAUUUGAUUGUUCAAGACUUUGUUGCUCGUCAACAUUAUAGAGAGUCUCUUGUCAAGAAGGUUAUCGAUAAUUUGGUCCGUCGUGGAGACUUGCAACAAAAGAUGCAACGCAAGAUGCUCUACCGUGUUCGAUAAAUUCUCAAAAUUUUGUCUUUUUUAUCUGGAUCUCUUUCUCAUACUCAAUUCUUAACAUAUUUUCUCAUUCAAUUUGAUUUUAAACUGUUCUAAAUUAUUAAAUGAACGUUUGCUUUUUCG